This is a messenger RNA of Drosophila kikkawai, 789 nucleotides long. The record is from RefSeq and is a predicted model, not a curated record. NCBI's taxonomy places the organism in Eukaryota, Metazoa, Arthropoda, Insecta, Diptera, Drosophilidae.
GUGGUAUGCCAGAGAUCAGAAAAUUCUACCAAAAUUGGUUAAGGAUAUGCCGGAAAUGUCCCUACUAAGAGUACUUAAACUAAGGAAUAUUCACAUUGAAGAUGUUUUGCAUUUACAGAAAUUUAUUAACUUAGAGGAGCUUGAAUUUGAAGUUUUUAGACAAUUCGACCCGAAAAUCCCUCUGCGCCUUCAAUAUUUUCCCACUAUUAAUAUUUUUCCAUUUGUGCACCCCUAAAUAAAUUACGUUCUCUCAGUGUAGUUGCUGUUAGUAUAGCCUCCGAGGACACCGACUUGAAGUCUCCCUUGAUGGCCCUGGAAGAGCUGAAAUUAGCGUAUUGCGACAUUGCCAUGGACUUUCCAACUUGUCCCAAGUUGAAAUCAUUUACACUCAAAGAAAAUUGGAUAUACGACAGUGAGGGUUCAGUUCGAAAAUCGAUCUUAAAUCAGGGAGAAUCUUUGGAAAGACUAGUCUUCUUUCGCCACUACACGCCAUAUGAUAACCAGGGGUUUCUUGAGUUAAUCCAAGGCUGUAGGAAAUUAAUAUACCUGAAACUUGCCAUUCGAAAGGUAAAGUUUACUCUAGAUUUUGUGCGUGAAAUUGUGGAUAUAUUGAAAGAAAACGGUCUCCAACCUAAUGAUCCUUUGGAACUGGUGCUAGACCAGUAUUUUAAGUUCAAAUGGCUGCGACAUUGGCUCAGUCUAACAGCAAAUUCGGAAUUGAUUAGGCUUCGACUUGAAAAUGUAAUAUAAAAUAAGAUAAAUAAAUACAUAUUUUAAACAAGAAACUCA